Messenger RNA from Nycticebus coucang (slow loris), 800 nucleotides. RefSeq names its product brain protein I3 (gene BRI3). The transcript is spliced from 3 exons. The coding region runs from base 165 to 542 and encodes 125 amino acids. Lineage: Eukaryota; Metazoa; Chordata; Mammalia; Primates; Lorisidae. The record is from RefSeq and is a predicted model, not a curated record.
GGCCGGGGGAGGGCGGGGGAGCCCGCGGCGCGCGCGCCCGCCCGCCUGGCCCGGCGCCGCCUCAGAGGGGCCCGAGCCGCCCGGUGCGCCGCCUCCUGCCGCUGCGUCCCUGCCGGGCCGAGCCAGCAGAGCCGGGCCGGAGCGGCGGGCGCCGCUGGGCCGCCAUGGACCACAAGCCCCUGCUGCAGGAGCGGCCGCCCGCCUACAACCUGGAGGCCGGUCAGGGCGACUACGCGUGUGGCCCACACGGCUACGGCGCCAUCCCCACCGCGCCCCCGCCGCCGCCCUACCCCUACCUCGUCACAGGGUUACCCACCCACCACCCCAGGGUCUACAGCAUCCACAGUCGGACUGUCACCCGCUACCCGACCAACUCCAUCGUCGUGGUCGGAGGUUGUCCGGUCUGCAGGGUCGGGGUGCUGGAGGAUGUCUUCACCUUCCUGGGCAUUUUCUUGGCCAUCAUCUUGUUUCCCUUUGGGUUCAUCUGCUGUUUUGCCUUGAGGAAGCGAAGAUGCCCCAACUGUGGAGCGACCUUUACUUAAAGGGAACACACCGGCUCUCCUACCCCCAGCUGUCUUUUUCUAAUGUAAAUGUCGUGUACAAUAGUUUUAUUUGAUUAAGCUUUGGGACUGUUUUGUAAAGCAAGGUGGGAUAGAGGCCACACAGAAGGCAGGCAGCGCUGCUGCUGCUGCUGCUCUGAGGUUCAUGACAACUCAAUAAAGCACUGCUUUUAUUUUUUACAGUCUUCAAUUUGAGAAAGGUGAGAAAAAAUGUUUUCAAUAAAUGAGAUUCAUACCAUU